This is a messenger RNA of Linum trigynum, 2688 nucleotides long. The record is from the annotation of a GenBank genome assembly. Lineage: Eukaryota; Viridiplantae; Streptophyta; Magnoliopsida; Malpighiales; Linaceae.
AUGGGGGUGGUAGAGAAUGACGCGAGUGGUGGGAGCGGGGAUGAUCGGAGGAACGAGGAGGCGGCGCCGGCGAUGAGUGAGGGGCCGCCGCCGAGGUCGCCUUGGAAGAAGCCGACUGCGGCUGGUGAUGUUCCGGUGAUGAGUGGUAAUGAUGCGUCUUGGCCUGCUCUUGCUGAUGCUGCGCAGCAACGAUCCAGGAACUUGGACGCUAGUGCCAAAUCGGGGGCUAAUUCUGAAGUGGUUGCCCCUCCUCAACAGCCACCACCGCAACAGCAACAGGGAUCGUCAGGCCAACCAAAGUCACAUAGUGGGCACCCUAAUUCGGGACAUAGGUACUCAUCGUCCAGGCAUCAUAGAUCAGGUGCUAAGCGGAAUCCAAAUGCUGCACCCCCUUUCCCAGCACCCUUACCUUACCAGCAACCAAUGAUGCCUAAUGCCUUCCAUGGUGCAAUGCCCCCACCGCCUAUUCCAGUACCUACUUUUGCUUACCCACCUGCACCGUUUCCUACUAUUGAACCUCAUAUGGUGAAGCCUGGAACUGAAACGUCUCCAAUUCAACCAUUCGCUCCUCCACAUAGUGUUCAGUCUCCAAUGAAGGGGGACUCUGAUAGUUACCAACCAAAAUUUCCAAAUAGGAGAUCUAAUGUACAAGAAUCCAGUGACCAUGUGGGUCACACAUGGCACCAUCAACGAGCAUUUAAUCCCAGAGGCACUAAUAUCCCUUUGCAACAGGGAAUGGGUGCAAGGGCUAUGGUCAGGCCCUCCUUUUUCCCUCCGGGUCCAGGCUUCAUGGUUGGUCCAGCCUUCCCUGGCUCGCCCAUGUACCCUAUCCCUUUGGUACCAUCUGGCGGCUUUAGGGGACCUCAUCCGCCACAUUUCAUCCCAUAUCCUAUGAAUCCUGGGCAUCUUAUGCUCACCUCUGAGCCAUUGACUUUGAAAGAUCAUGUCGUGAAACAAGUAGAGUAUUAUUUCAGUGAUCAAAAUCUGCAAACUGACAGUUUUUUGGUGUCCUUGAUGGAUGAGCAUGGAUGGGUCUCAAUAUCAGCGAUUGCCGACUUCAAGAGGUUGAAAAGGAUGACUACAGAUAUAUCACUUAUACUUGAUGCUCUACAGAGUUCUAAUGCAGUGGAAGUACAGGCUGACAAGGUCCGGAAACGUGAAGGGUGGUCAAAAUGGGUUCCAAAAUCAAACGUGAAGUCAAAAGAGUUGAAAGAUCAGACUGCUGAUGGCUUGAUUGUAGGGAAUGCUAAUGAAGAUAAUGCAGGAGAAGCCUCUUUAGAGAACAAUGAAUACCAAUUUGAUGCCACUGCCUCCGUGGUGAACAAUUCGGCAAAUGGAAAUGAUCCUGACACUGCGCUUUCUGGUCAAAUAGAAGGCAUUAACAAAUCUAUUGAGUCUGAGACAAAGAGCCGAGAAUUUGAGAAUGUGAGUGAGCCUCCAAUUUCUGGUGUUUACGAAGUAUCAAAGAUGCUGAUGUCAUUGCAUAUUGAUGUGCAGAAUCUUGGAAAUCUGUCGAAUGAUUUUGCCAACACAUUUAUGCUGGAUGAAGAGCUGGAGCUUGAGCAGAAAGUGCUGAAAGUUGAUUGUCCUUCUCCACACAAGAGGGAUGAGGAUGAUGACGAGAUGAUGGUUGAUGAUCAGGAUGUUCACAGACUCGUAAUUGUCACCCAGAAUAGUACCGUAGAUGGAGAAUCAAAAUCUGGUGGUACAGAAUCCGAACCCAUUUCAAAUGAAAUUGCUUCUGCAAUAAAUGAUGGUCUCUAUUUCUAUGAACAGGAGCUCAGAGCUAGGCGUAGGAAUCGGAAGAAAAAUAGUUCUAGUUACGAGGCUAGAGAUGGAAACUUGAGAUCUGCAAUUAACUCUCCUGGAGUAUCACAUUCAAGGACUGCUGCUGGAAGUCCAGGAAGUAAUGCCCACGAGGACUCUCGAAGUGGCAUUAAUAUCAAGAAACAGAAUAGAAAUUCAUCAAAGCAACAUUUGUCUCAUAAACAAAGAUUCUUCUCAGGACGUAAAGCUUUUGGGGCCGUAUCUGAAAGCCCACCUAGUAAUUCUGUUGGAUUUUUCUUUAGCUCUACACCUCCUGAGAACCAUGGGCCCAGGUCCUCGAUGUUAAGUGUUUCACCUCACAGUAAUCUUUCAGGCAGUAGUCCACCAGUUGGUUGCACGCCAAAGUCAUUUCCUCCAUUUCAACAUCCAAGUCAUCAGCUUUUGGAAGAAAAUGGCUUCAAGCAACAGAAGUACCUGAAAUAUCAUAAAAGAUGCCUGAAUGACAGGAAAAAGAUGGGGAUUGGUUGCAGUGAGGAAAUGAACACAUUAUACAGAUUUUGGUCUUUUUUCCUGAGAGACAUGUUUGUCCCUUCGAUGUACAACGAGUUUCGGAAACUUGCCAUAGAAGAUGCUGAUGCUAGUUACAACUAUGGAAUGGAGUGUCUUUUCAGGUUCUACAGUUAUGGUUUGGAGAAGUCGUUCACGGAUGACUUGUACAAGGACUUCGAAGAACUCACUCUUGAUUUCUUCCGCAGAGGCAAUCUUUACGGCCUUGAAAAGUACUGGGCAUUCCACCAUUACCGGAGCAACAAAGAGCCACUGAAGAAAGACCCCGAACUGGAUAGGUUGCUCAGGGAAGAAUACCGCAGCUUGGAGGACUUCCGUGCCAAAGAGAGGGCCGCCGCCACCAAGGACAGCUAG